This is a messenger RNA of Pseudocercospora fijiensis CIRAD86, 1314 nucleotides long. RefSeq lists its product as uncharacterized. Lineage: Eukaryota; Fungi; Ascomycota; Dothideomycetes; Mycosphaerellales; Mycosphaerellaceae. Gene Ontology annotation, biological process: transmembrane transport. The coding region runs from base 88 to 1275 and encodes 395 amino acids. Gene Ontology annotation, cellular component: fungal-type vacuole membrane. The record is from RefSeq and is a predicted model, not a curated record. The transcript has a single exon. Gene Ontology annotation, molecular function: transmembrane transporter activity.
GCAAGAGCAUCGACCGAUGAUGAAGGCAAUACGUAUCCUGAAGGUGGUCUCAGAGCGUGGCUCGUCGUCGCUGGCGGUUUCUCAGGCAUGAUGGCGUGCUUCGGGUACAUGAACACAGUCGGCACUUACCAGGCGUACCUUGCUUCUCACCAGCUCUCGUCCUACUCGGAAUCGGCAAUUGGAUGGAUCUUCUCGCUUUACAUCUUUCUUGCAUUUGGUGCUGGAGUCCAGAUCGGACCAUUAUUCGACAAGCACGGCCCUUUUUGGCUCGUUGUGACAGGCGCGAUAUGCACGACUUUGAGCAUCUUUUUGCUGGGCAUCUGCACGCAGUACUGGCACUUCAUUAUUGUUUUCGGAAUCCUUGGCGGGCUGGGCAAUGCCUUCAUUUUUACGACGUCUGUGUCAGCUGUUGGGCAUUACUUCCUGAAAGGGCGAGGGAAUGCGACCGGCAUCGCGACUUGCGGUGGAGCUCUAGGAGGCGUGAUCUUCCCAUUGAUGCUGCAAAGCCUGUCUCCUAAGGUUGGGUGGGCGUGGGCAACUCGGGUGCAGGCGUUCAUCUUCCUUGUACUGCUUUUGCUUGCCAUCGUGCUCAUCCGCGCACGACUUCCGCCUCGACCCGGCAGCAGUGCGCUCCCUGAUGUGCGCGUGUUCCGGGAUCCUUGCUUCGCCCUGGUGACAUUUGGCUCCUUCUUCCUGGAGCUUGGUCUGUUCAUACCGAUCGCGUACAUCACCUCGUAUGCUUUGGAUACGAAUGGCGCCAUUUCGACGACGUUCGCGUACCAACUCCUGGCUAUUUUCAACGCCGGCUCUUUCUUCGGUAGGUGGGCGCCCGGUUAUCUUGCAGACAAGCUCGGCCGAUUCAACACGCAGAUUGCAGCAGUUCUUCUCUGUGCCGUGUCUUCGAUAGGGCUCUGGGUGCCCGCUACAGUUCUUGCGAGGACUUCGAGCUCAUCUCCUCAGACCAUCUUGGGACUAACGAUAGCUUUUGCUGCUCUCAUGGGUUUUGCUUCGGGCAGUAAUAUUUCACUUACGCCAGUUUGCAUCUCCAUGCUGUGUCCGACAAAAGAGUAUGGCCGUUACAUUGGAACGGCAUACACUGUGGUCUCGGUAGGCACACUCAUAGGCCUGCCUGUGGCUGGAGCUCUCAUCACGGCCUGCGGAGGAUCAUACUGGGGGACUGCGCUCUUCACUGGGCUGAGUUAUGUUUGCGGUCUUGGCUGCUUUACUGCAGUACGCGUGAUUAAAGCCGGGUGGAAGGCCAACGUGCGAUAUUGAGAAGUAGUAGCGAACUAUAGUGCUGUCUCGUCCUCGGUC